Molecule: messenger RNA, 1215 nt
Organism: Penicillium odoratum
Lineage: Eukaryota; Fungi; Ascomycota; Eurotiomycetes; Eurotiales; Aspergillaceae
Product: phosphopantothenate--cysteine ligase CAB2
Exons: 1
Coding region: 1-1215 (404 amino acids)
Biological process (GO): coenzyme A biosynthetic process
Cellular component (GO): nucleus; cytoplasm
Molecular function (GO): phosphopantothenate--cysteine ligase activity
Source: RefSeq, a predicted model, not a curated record
AUGACCCAAGCACUCGGUGACAUGGAGCCGGCGGAGGCAGAGUCCGUCUACUUCAAUGAAUAUCCCCCACCCAAGGCCCUCCCCAGACACGAAGCUCUCGCCCGAGCCUUCAUCGAACAACAUGUCGUAGAAAAGCGGCGCGUGGUACUUGUAACCUCUGGUGGAACCACAGUGCCCCUGGAGGCACAGACAGUGCGAUUCAUCGACAACUUCUCCGCAGGAACCCGUGGCGCCACAUCUGCGGAGUAUUUCUUGCAGGAGGGAUAUGCAGUGAUCUUCUUACAUCGGCAAUACAGUCUGCUGCCUUAUUCGCGACACUACAGUCACUCGACAAAUUGUUUCCUGGACUUUAUGGACGAGGCAGCACCCGCUUCUGAUUCGCCGAAUGUGGAUCACGGGUCAAUUCAGGUCCGUAGCGAAUAUCAAGAUGAGAUGCGCGAUGUCUUGCGCAAGUACCGCUACGCUAAGCAGAACAAUCGUCUGCUGUUGUUGCCGUUCACUACGGUCGCAGAGUACAUGUUUGAGUUGCGGUCGUUGGCUAAGUUGAUGCGACCGCUUGGUCCCAAUGCGCUAUUCUAUCUCGCUGCGGCCGUCAGCGAUUUCUUCAUCCCGCGCCACCGCAUGGCCGAGCACAAGAUUCAAUCUUCAGAGAUACCAGCGAAUCUGGAAAAUGACACUGCUCUCGGCUCCGAUGAUAUCUACACAGGGGAGAACGAAUUCCAGCCUCCUAAGAACUCAAAGAAGCUCGUCGUCAACUUGGAUCCGGUCCCGAAGUUCCUGCACCGCUUAGUCGAUGGCUGGGCCCCCGAUGGAAGUAUGGUUGUCUCAUUCAAGCUGGAGACUGACCCCUCUCUCUUGGUGUACAAGGCGCGGACGGCGCUGCAGCGCUACUCUCACCACUUGGUUAUUGGUAACCUCCUCUCCACUCGGAAAUGGGAGGUAGUCUUUAUCACGCCAGACCCGCCUUAUGAGCGAUGGAUCCGUGUGCCCAAGACUCGUCGUAGCAAAAGUAUUUCUGGGGUCGAGGAUCUGGUCGGACUCGCGGAGAUUCAAAAGGGCGGGGCUGUUCAACAACCAUCACAGACGGUGGAGAACCCGCCACCAGGUGCGAGGGAUCAUGAUGGUAUUGAAAUUGAGAGCUUGAUUAUCCCGGAGUUGGUUAAGCUGCACGGACGGAUGAUUCAAAAGAACACUCCUGAUCAACAGGAAUCUUAA